Menidia menidia (Atlantic silverside) is the source of this 345-nucleotide messenger RNA. NCBI's taxonomy places the organism in Eukaryota, Metazoa, Chordata, Actinopteri, Atheriniformes, Atherinopsidae. The record is from the annotation of a GenBank genome assembly.
AUGGCAACUUUAACCAACGGCCAGGUGGACGGCGCGGUGCACGGCGUCGGAGUGGUGUCGGCCAGCACGAACGGGCUCGUGAACGGAUUAAACCACAGCCACAGCCCGGCGGGAUGCCCGGCCACCAUUCCCAUGAAGGACCACGAUGCCAUCAAACUCUUCAUCGGUCAGAUCCCCCGCAACCUGGACGAGAAAGACCUCCGGCCCCUCUUCGAGGAGUUCGGCAAGAUCUACGAGCUCACUGUGCUCAAAGACCGCUUCACGGGCAUGCACAAAGAGUCCAGCAGAAACAAGCCAGGCGGAGGGCACGAUGACCCUUUAAGUGGCAUGUUGUCCGCUCGGUGA